CCCUAGACAACCACGAUGGACACGAAUGUCAAACCAGGUCGACGUUUGGCCAUAAUCGUUAUUUUGACUUCCAGCGUUGCAUUUUGUGUAUUUCCGGUCAACGCCUCACGCGAGGCAUUUCCAGGUAUGUGCUCCGAUGGCUGGCUAGCCCUCGGUGUCAAUGGGUCCUACAAUUGCUACAAGUUUUUCAACUUCUCGCGAUGGAACGAUCGACUCAACUGGACUAACGCCGAGGAGGCGUGCCAGUUGGAGGGAGGUCAUCUUGUCAGCGUUCACAGUCGACAAGAACAAGACUUUCUUAAUGAAACCAUUAGCAAGCACAGUGAAUGGUACCAGUGGUGGUUGGGUUUGAGUGAUACGGAUCAGGAGGGAACCUUUGUUUGGAGCGAUGGAACCGAAACAGAUGUACUUUUCUGGCAUACGAGACAACCGGAUGGGGGAAGACACGAAAACUGCGUCCAAAUGCUGACGGUAUAUCAUCAGGACGAAUGGAAUGAUAGGCCAUGCAGUCAGCGCAUGAACUAUAUUUGCAAGCGAGCUGUUUGUCCAAACGGUUGGCGAAAUAAUGGAGCAAUGUGUUAUAAUUUUGUCGCUUUUGGUCCCUUAAACUGGACCUUGUCGGAAGCGGCAUGCAAGAGAGAGGGCGCCCAUCUUGUGAGCAUUCACAGCCAACAAGAACAAAACUUUAUCUACCUCAAUCUAGGUCAAUACUCCUCGGGUUAUGAGUGGUGGUUGGGACUAAAUGAUAUUGAUGAAGAAGGAACAUACGUCUGGAGUGAUGGAACCCUGACCAAUGUACUUUUUUGGGAUCAGCAUGAACCCAGCGGAGGAAUUGAAGACUGUGUGCACAUGUCCAGGCUGCUUCAUCAGAACACGUGGAAUGACAGGCCUUGCCAUCAAGGAAUGCGUUAUAUUUGUAAGAAGGCCAUAGAUAACGAAGCUCCGGUCAUCAUAUGCCCAGCAAGCCUAAUUCUUGAGACUGAUCCUGGCCAGAGUUUUGCAUCAGUUCCUCUAUUAGAUGUCAUCAGUGCCACUGACAACUUUGGGAUUUUCAGUGUCACCAUUGAAGUAGACAGUGUUCCAUUAAGGAAUGCAGACGCCAUAUUGAGUCUAAAGACUUCUUCAUACUCGAUCCGGUACACUGUAUCUGAUGCUACUUACAAUUCUGCGAUGUGUGAAACUAACAUCAUUGUUGUGGACAAAACUGCGCCUACGUUCCUCGUUGGUUGCCCUUCUAACAUCAACCACUUCAUCAAUACCAGCCUUGUGUCAACUCCUGUGUCAUGGCCCACACUGAAUGCAUCGGAUCCCAGUCAACCGUUGCUAUGGAACUCCAGCCAUCAACCGAAUGACUUGUUUCCCGUGGGUAAUGCUACCCUGGUAACAUAUACGGUGACAGACCAGUAUGGAAACUACGUAUCUUGUAACUUCACUGUGACUGUCACAGGAGUUGGGCUGGACUGUCCAGAAAAUGUCACAACCGUUGCUCAGCCAGGCAGCACCUCAACCAAUGUUUCCUUGGAGACACCCACCAUUUUCUUCAGGGGCUCUCGGAAGGACGUCCUUUACUCCUUUGCCGACGAUAACCCGUUAGGAAAUGAAACGGGGGAGGGAAUAGUGCACGUUCACUCUGAGUACCUGGCAAGAGAUGUUUUUCACGUAGGAGAAACAUCAGUUAGCUACUGUAUUCAAGAAACUGGAGUUCAGUGUCAGUUUUACGUCUCUGUCAUAGGACGCUGCGCCUCUACAACCACCGCUGACGGUCUGUCGUGGCCUGAAACUUUGGAAGGAUUUAUUGCAGAGUCAAUAGAAAGAUGUCCAGUAACGACAACAAAUGUCGGCCUGCCACUCGCUGUUAGGAAUUGCUCAGUGAUAGAACCUCCUGUGUAUCUCCAGUGGGGAGAACCCGAACCACGAGACUGUGGGGAUGCGGUCAGUGUCCAUGAUAUAGCAAAGGUUAACAUCAGCGGUAGUAAUGUUGCUGAGGUGGCGAAGUAUCUUUCCAACCAGUCAUCGGCGACGCCUUUCUCUGCGGAGGGGUUGUAUGUUAUUUCACAGGUUUUGAUGAAAAUUGCUGAGACGGGCUCGGGGGAUGUCGAGGUAACCGAGGCAGUACUAGAAACCGUGAACAACAUCAUCUUAAAAGCAGACACGUCAACCGUCUCUAAUGCUAGCAGCAGUACUUCAUCCAUCGUCCAGUCUGUACAGACUCAGGUCUCCUUGACUCUUCAACAGGAAGGUCAUGUCAGCAUACGGCAGGACACUGUCAACGUCGAGGCGGUCAGUCUGGACCCCGAGAAGGCCAGCGGUGGAUUCAGCUUCGUGUCCGUACGUCGGCCCGGACAAGUCGAGACACCACAAGAUGAAUCGCUCGUUGGCGCUGAAGUCGAGACUUUUUUCAAUACCAACGAGAUACCGACGGAUAUCGAUGUGGUGGCGUCGGUUUUUUUACCAGGAAACAUUGCAAACUCAACGAAACCUACUGUUGGUAAUACCUCCCAACUGCAAGCAAGUUUCCUGAUUUACGCCGAUGACACCUUGUUCCAAUCUGCUUCAAUCAGAAAGUACAGAGAACAGAAUAACUCAACUCGUAAGGUAGCUGGAUCUGUCGUCUCCCUGACUGUUGAAAAUGUUGAACUUGACAAUCUUAUUGAACCGCUUGUCAUCAAGUUCCGGACACCCAUCAGCUCAGCUUCUGCGGAAUUGGACAUCAAAUCUACCCGGUGUGUCUCGUGGGAUUUUGGCCUGGAGGAUGGAGUUGGUGAUUGGUCGACGGCUGGAUGCACGCUCGCAGUGUCAACCAGCGAAAGAAUCUCCUGCCAUUGCAGCCACGCUACCAAUUUUGCCAUCUUGGUAAAUGUCAAAGGUCAACUUUGGGAUGCUUCUAUCAGACGAACACUUGACAUCAUCAGUCAGGUUGGCUGUGUGUUGUCAAUCAUAGCUCUGGUGAUCACGUUAACUACAUAUCUCUCCAUCCGCAAGCUGCGAAAUGGAAAGUCUCGUCAGAUCUUCAUACAUUUCUGCUUCUCCCUGCUAAUGCUGUACAUCGUAUUCCUUGCCGGCGUCGACAAUGCAAAGGGCUCUGGAGGUGGUUGUGUGUUUGUGGCCGCUUUACUCCACUACUUGACUCUAUCCACUAUGAUGUGGAUGGCUGUUGAAGCCAGGAACAUGUACAUCAGUACGGUGAAGGUGUUCCCAGAAGACAGGCCUUGGUACAUACUCAAGGCUUGCGUCAUUGCUUGGGGAUCUCCGCUGAUUGUUCUGACGAUCACACUGGCUACAGCUACCAAUCACUACGGCGCUAUGCACUACUGUUUCCUGCGACCUGGUCUUGUGCUGUACAUUGGUCUCCUUACUCCCAUCGGCCUCAUCCUCAUCCAUAACAUCGUCACCUUCGUAUUGGUCAUGCGCAGUCUCCUGACGGUCAAAGAGGCAUCAGGCUCCCAGCAGAUCUCCAAACGCCUCCAGAAUGCCGCUGGUAUCUCUGUCCUCUUGGGUUUGACGUGGUGUUUUGGGUUCUUGGCUAUUAACGAAGCAGUAUUCGCCUUCCAGCUCAUCUUCUGUCUGGCCAACUCCUUUCAGGGGGUGGCUGUGUUUAUCAUGUUCUGUGUUCGACGGGAGGAGGUUCGCACUGGCAUUGCACCGUAUAUGAAGCGCCUCUGCUGUGGACGGGACUGUAGCAUGCCCGAGCUGCAUCCCAGCAGGUCUUAUGAUGUUGCCUUAGUCUUAAGCUCCGCUUCUGAAUCCAGCACGUCUAACACUCCUGGUACUAAGAUCGACACGUCCGUUUCCGAAACCCAGGAAGGAGUUGCAUUUUUUAGGUACAUUCAGGAAGUCUAAAUGAAAUUGGAAUAAAAGAUACCGAGUUCAGCAUUACAUGUGCAGAGAUGUUGAAAUUAAAGGGAUUAUGGAUUGUUAAAUAAUUGUUAUGGUUGGCUUAUGGAUUAUAACUGAUUUUUAGUUUUUGAUAGCUUUGAUAUCUAACUUUUUCAACUUCAAUUAACUACAUUGGAUCCUGUAUUUACAGAUCUAUACAAACUGUGAUUGAGUUACAGGCCUAGGCGGACAUUUCUUAUAGCACAUGAUGUACACAACUACCAUUACGGUCAGAAAAGGCGCAUCAUAUUUAGAAAAACUGUUAUAAACGAACAUGUGACAGUCAUUAUUUUUAGAGUUUAAUUUGAAAUUAUUUAAAAAAAAAACAAUAAAUUGUUCUUUUGCUAAACUCCAAUUUAGUCCGAACUUGAACGAUAAAGUUUACGUAUGCCUAACUUACUGAGCAUCUUACUUAAUGAUGUAACGAUGCAAGGCAGCAAGUGGGUAUGAACGGUUAAUGUUGUUUUAAAGUCAAAUUUUAAAAGGAACAUAAUGUGUAGAAUAGCCUUAGGGUGGACUUGCAGAUAAUUUCAUUAGUGUACAUAAAGAAUAACGGCUCUGAGAUUUUUUUGGAGACUGUACAGAUCCGCUUGUCAAUAUGCUGAUGGUAGCGAAUAAUGUCUUUGUUUUGAUUAACGAGAUUGAGCAAUGUGCACUGAAAGGAAAAUUGAAAUGUAUACUGUUAGGUUAUAAUUGCAGUGAAUGGCUGUACAUGUAUAUUCACUUUAAUUCCUUAAUACGAAAUACUCCUGUUGGUGGUGAAAUACUGAGAACGUUUCAUUAAAUCUACUGAUGUUGUGCAGUCCGGUAAUGAAUCAAUCAGAAUGAGCCUUAUCUGUGUUUCAAGAAAUCAAGGUCAUUCGGGUAUAGGGACGCGCUGAUAGGGCGGGCCUCGCACGCGCGUCCGAAUGACUUCGGACGUGAGCAUGAGCUGUCAGAAUACUGAACUGGCUCUUUGUUCGCAGUCCGUCAGUACACUUCAGUUAUGUAUCCAGAUGUUUAGUGCUACUAAUAUACUAUUGUAUAUUCACGUAUAUUCAUGCCCUUCACUGUGAUUCUACCUCCAUGUUGGUGCGCAUUUAAGUUAGGCCCCACUGAUUCCAGAGCCUCAGUUUUUCUACACGAACGAGCAAACGAUGAAUCAAAAUAAUUUUUAUUCUCACUUAUCUAGCUAUUUAUUUAUUUGAAAGUUUCAAAAUCAUGUUUAUCUGAUAUCCAUGCACAAUUUAAAAGAAUGUCCUUUCGCAGCUAAUUGAUUUUAUUAUUAUUAGCAGCGAUACCUGGCGGUGUGAAGUUGGUUUCUUGUUCCUCGUUUGACGUUCGACAUUCAAUGUUGAACAAGUAACUGUUCCAUAUUCGAACGUUGAAUAAAAGGGCUAUGGAGUGCAACAGGGACAAAAAACAAACUUCCAAUAUAUGUUGAUUUGAAGCUUUGCAUGGUGAAGUCAUGAGAUGUAUAGUACAAUAGGCUGGCGGGUACAGCAUGGACUAAGUCUCCGAGAAGAUGUGUGGUUAUUAAAAGAACGACCAGUAAGUGCU
Molecule: messenger RNA, 5415 nt
Organism: Acanthaster planci (crown-of-thorns starfish)
Lineage: Eukaryota; Metazoa; Echinodermata; Asteroidea; Valvatida; Acanthasteridae
Product: adhesion G protein-coupled receptor G7-like
Biological process (GO): cell surface receptor signaling pathway; G protein-coupled receptor signaling pathway
Cellular component (GO): membrane
Molecular function (GO): G protein-coupled receptor activity
Source: RefSeq, a predicted model, not a curated record